Molecule: messenger RNA, 1140 nt
Organism: Ailuropoda melanoleuca (giant panda)
Lineage: Eukaryota; Metazoa; Chordata; Mammalia; Carnivora; Ursidae
Product: interferon alpha-2
Exons: 1
Coding region: 589-1140 (183 amino acids)
Biological process (GO): defense response
Cellular component (GO): extracellular region
Molecular function (GO): cytokine receptor binding
Source: RefSeq, a predicted model, not a curated record
AGGGAAACCAACGCCUAGCAAAGUGCUUGCUUGGCAGACCAUAAUUUAUUUUUGACAAAUGAUAUCUGCAAAAUUGUUUUCCUAACAAUAUCUUCAGUAACCAACUCAAGUGAUACCUUUGAGGUGGUACAUAUACAACUGAAACUUGUUAAAGAAGGGGGAAUAGUGUAAAUAAGGAAAACAUAAGAAAAAUUUAAAUCUUUUUUAUAUUUCCCGUUGACCUGGAAAGACCAUCAUUUCUUGCAUAAAUAUUUCUCCCUUUUCUGACUUUGUCUAGGCUUUUCUUUCCAAGAACAACCUGGGAGUUGUGAAAAAUAUGAAAAAAUAUGUUAUAAUGCUCUGUAAAUACUGCAUUGGCACACGUGGUUGGAGUCCCCCAUCUAGGUGCUCAUGUUAAUAAAUGUACAUUUUUAAUUGACUUUGUAAAAAAAAAAAAGUAGAAAGGGAAAGGAAAGCACGACAAUGGAAAAACCCAGAAAAUGAAAGUUUCUAUAUUCACUAUUUAAAAGACACUCAGCACCCAAAGUUCUCAGAACCUACUGAGACUUCCUCUUCAGGCAGUCCUGCAGAAUCCCCCCCAGCUGCCUAAUGGCCCUCUUGAUCUCUGUGCUGCUGGCCCUGGUGAUGCUGUGCUCCAGCCCUGCCUGCUCUUUGGACUGCGCCCUUCAUCCAAGCCAUCCAGAACCCUUCGUGCUGUUGAGUCAAAUGGAGAGAAUCUCCAUUCUGUCCUGUCUGAAGGAUAGGACUGACUUCAGCUUUCCUCAGAUGCUUGUGGAUGGGAGCAAGUUUGAGAAGACAGAAGCCACAGGUGUCAUGCAUGAGAUGUUCCGGCAGAUCUUCAACCUCUUCAGCCAAAGUGGCUCUUUUGUGGCUUGGGAUGAGACCCUACUAGACAAAUUCCUCGCUGGACUUCAUCAGCAGCUGGAAGACCUGGAGACAUGUUUGGAGGAGGAAAAGAAUGUGGAACAGUUACUCCUGGGAAGCGAGAACUCCAGACUGGCUGUGAAGAGAUACUUCCAUGGAAUCGGUCUCUAUCUUGAAAAGAAAAAAUACAGCCGCUGUGCCUGGGAGGUUGUCAGGGUGGAAAUCAGAAGGUGCUUGUUCUUCGUUAACGAGCUCGCAGGGAAACUCAGGAAAUAA